Molecule: messenger RNA, 822 nt
Organism: Mesoplodon densirostris (Blainville's beaked whale)
Lineage: Eukaryota; Metazoa; Chordata; Mammalia; Artiodactyla; Ziphiidae
Gene: GJB5
Product: gap junction protein beta 5
Exons: 1
Coding region: 1-822 (273 amino acids)
Biological process (GO): cell communication
Cellular component (GO): connexin complex
Source: RefSeq, a predicted model, not a curated record
AUGAACUGGGGGAUCUUUGAGGGGCUCCUGAGCGGGGUCAACAAGUACUCCACAGCCUUCGGGCGCAUCUGGCUGUCCCUGGUCUUCAUCUUCCGCGUGCUGGUGUACCUGGUGACGGCCGAGCGCGUGUGGAGUAAUGACCACAAGGACUUCGACUGUGACACCCGCCAGCCGGGCUGCUCCAACGUCUGCUUCGACGAGUUCUUCCCCGUGUCCCAUGUGCGCCUCUGGGCCCUGCAGCUCAUCCUGGUCACGUGCCCCUCGCUGCUCGUGGUCAUGCACGUGGCCUACCGCGAGGCGCGGGAGAAGAAGCACCGAGAGGCAGCGGGGAAGAACAGUGGGCGCCUCUACCUGGACCCCGGCAAGAAGCGGGGUGGGCUCUGGUGGACGUACGUCUGCAGCCUUGUGUUCAAGGCCGGCGUGGAUGCCGCCUUCCUCCACGUGUUCCGCUCGUUCUACCCCAAAUACACCCUCCCUCGCGUGGUCAGGUGCCACGUGGCUCCGUGUCCCAAUACGGUGGACUGCUUCAUCUCCAAGCCCACGGAGAAGAACAUCUUCACUCUCUUCAUGGUGAUCACGGCCAUCAUUUGCAUCAUGCUCAACCUGGUGGAGCUGGCCUACCUGGUGAGCAAGAGGUGCCGGGAGUGCCUGCUGGCGAGAAAAGCCCGGGCCACGGGCCUGGGCCACCCCUGGAACUGGGUCACCUCUUCCUCCAAACAGGACGAUCUCCCCUUGGGCAACCUCAUCUUUCUGGGCUCAGACGCUCCCCCUCCUCUCUCACCAGACCACCCUCGAGACCAUGUGAAGAAAACCAUCCUGUGA